AUGGCUGUGGCCGCGGCCCUGGAUGGAGUCCAGGCGGAAGCCAGACGCCCGGUCUGUCUGGAGGGCCUGAGAGACCCCGUCACCGCUGAGUGUGGGCGCAACUCCUGCCGCUCCUGCAUCCAGCGGUCCCGGGCUCACCUGGAGGACAGGCUCCCCUGCCCCGUGCGCCGCCACCCGUGCCAGGAGCGGCAGGCGAGGAGCAACGCCCAGCUGGGCAGGAUGAUCCCGGCGGCCAGGCUGCUGCAGAGCAGCCAGAGCACCCGGAGGAGGAGCGAGGAGCCGCCCUCUGCGGCGAGGAACACGCGGAGGUGCUGCGUCUGUGCCCUGUGCGCACGGACCCCUGAGCACCAGGGCCACUUGGUGAGGCCGGUGGGCGAGGCCGCGGCUGGCCACCGGCAGAGGCUCGGCGCUCACGUGGAGCCUUUGGAGAGGCGGGUGGCAGGUGUCCACAGCCUGGUGGCCGCGCAGGACAGAAAGCUGCGGGAGCUGGUGCAGCGCCAGCGGCUGGAGCUGGCCUCGGAGUUCCGGCAGCUGAGCCGCGCUGUGGACGGCGAGCAGGAGGCCGUCCUGGCGAGGCUGCUCCAGGAGGAGCAGGACAUCCAGGAGCAGCUGGGCGCCAACGUCACCGCCUUCUCGGACCACAUCUGCGAGCUGCGGGGCCUCCCGCACGAGGUGACGGAUAGAAGCGUGCUGCCUGGAGCCAGGCUGCUGAGCGGCAUCGGGGGCGCCCUGGGCAGGGGCGAGCGUCUGAGGCUCCCCGACGUCUGCUCCUUGCAGCUGAGGCGGGAAGGCUGCAGCCUCGCCUCGCCGCACUCGGCUCUGCAGAAAAUCAUUCAGACGUCCCGGGAGGACGUGACACCCUGGACCCCGAGACGGCGCAUCCCAACCUGCUCGUGUCCGAGGACAGAAAGUCGGUGACAUUUGCGAGGAGCAGGCAGCUCUUUCCCCCAAGCGCGCAGAGAUUCUGCCCGGAGCCCGCUGCGCUGGGCUGGUGGGGCUUCGCCAGCUCCAAGCAGUACUGGGAGGGGCGGGCGGGCGGGGCCGCGUGGGCCGUGGGCGUCUGCGCAGACUCCGCUCCCAGGAGCGUGGGCCGUGGGCAUCCGCGCAGACUCCGCCUCCAGGAGCGUGGGCCGUGGGCGUCUGCGCAGACUCCGCCCCCAGGAGCGUGGGCCGUGGGCGUUCGCGCAGACUCCGCCUCCAGGAGCGUGGGCCGUGGGCGCCUGCGCAGACUCCGACCCCAGGACCGGCGCGGGGCCCCUGGAGAGACAACCGCCUCCGGACUGCGGGGCUGCGCCGAGGGGAAUGUGAGGCCCGCGGGCCGGGGAGCGCCGUUCCGCUGGAGCUGAAGGAGGAGGCUGCCGGGAGCGGAGAAUGGCGUGAGAGAGGAUGGUCACGUCCCAGGUCUCAGAUAUCUUCAGAUCAACCCUUCUUGAUCGGCAGAUCCAUGAAACUUGCAGAGCAGAGAAAUUUGUUCUAAGAAUUGGAGAACUCCCUGAGGCUGGAGCGAGCAUUUGGUGGCAUG
Balaenoptera musculus (blue whale) is the source of this 1522-nucleotide messenger RNA. RefSeq names its product putative tripartite motif-containing protein 75. The coding region runs from base 1 to 918 and encodes 305 amino acids. The transcript has 5 exons. The record is from RefSeq and is a predicted model, not a curated record. NCBI's taxonomy places the organism in Eukaryota, Metazoa, Chordata, Mammalia, Artiodactyla, Balaenopteridae.